AUGGCUUAUCGACAGAACGUUCAAAGCAAGAUGUCCUUCAGCAUUGAAGAACUGUCAAAGAGUAGCAGGGUCAUGAAUCCUGUACGCACUGAUGCAGUUGUCAACCACAUCCACGACAUAUAUUUACCAACCAGCAGCCAGUCAUGUACAGCAGAUAUGGUGCGUCCACUUUCCAACUCAGAUCAACGUACUCAAAACAAGAGGAAACGACAAGACUCAUUACAUUCUGACAACAGCUUCAGCUCUACAGACUCGUCAUCAAGAGAUUGUACUUCACCUGGUUCAUGCUCAGACGACUCGGAUAAAUCCUAUCAACAACCAAAGAGAGCCAGAACUGCCUACACAAACUCACAACUGAUGGAACUAGAACUAUACUACAGCAACAGGAAAUACCUUCAGAUUGAAGAUCGACCAGUGCUUGCCAUGAAACUCAAACUCAGUCAACAUAAGAUUAAAUGGUGGUUCCAGAAUCGAAGAAUGAAAGAAAAGCGUCAAAUCAAGAGUACAAGCUACAACAGUCCACGAGAGUUGUCACAGUUUGUUGGUGUAGGUAAACCUGGUUCCCGAAUGAUGACAACAAUGGAAUGCAAUGGUAACAUCAGUCAGCAGUCAUACUCACCAUUCCCAAUGGUGUCGCCUUAUACGUAUGGUAUGUCACCGUUUGUGUACCCUGGUUAUAGUCAACAGUUCUACAGCAGCGUAUUACCACAGUCUGACAUACAGGAACUGAGGACUUGA
This is a messenger RNA of Mytilus trossulus (common blue mussel), 738 nucleotides long. Its product is annotated as homeobox protein ceh-30-like. The coding region runs from base 1 to 738 and encodes 245 amino acids. Gene Ontology annotation, molecular function: DNA binding. NCBI's taxonomy places the organism in Eukaryota, Metazoa, Mollusca, Bivalvia, Mytilida, Mytilidae. The record is from RefSeq and is a predicted model, not a curated record. The transcript has a single exon.